AUGCCGUUGACGGUCCGUCGUCGGCACAGUCCUCCCAACCUUCGCAGCCCCUGCGUGCUGCGUCGGUCGUGGACCCAGUUGACUUCGGGGGGGAACAUUUCCCGUUCCCCCUCGUCGGUCAGCGUACAAGGGUCCAGCCUGUCUAAGGGUAAACGCCCGGGUACAAGCAAGAAAACUAAAAAUCCUGCUACCCGGGCCGUUACCAAGAAGAAUAAGGCAGGCAAAGGAAACCCCGUUCCGGGGUCUUCCACGCCUGCCGCUAUGCCACCCACUGGCCUACUGCGGAAGGAGGGGGUCCCCCCUCCACGUGUCUCAGUGCGCCAUUCCCCAUCCAGCCCCACCGAAUCUCCCUCGGUGGCCAUGGUGGGGGACGGGGUUGAGUUUGCCGACCGUAACCCGGCCGCUCAUGCCAUUGGGCUGGGCGCGCUGGCGGUCGGUCGGCAGAUUGCUCAUGCCGAGCCGGCGAACUGGGGUUCCCCUGGUAUCCUGCGCUCGGUGGGUCCAUCCUCAUCCUCGGGUUUUACCCGUUGUUCUGGGAUCGCCAUGACGCAACCCGUGUCCGAAGGGACAUCGGAGGUUACCCCAGCCCUCUCUUCCCGUCGAGGAAAAAAGGCCAAAAAGGGGAAUAGAUCACGGCGCUCUUCGAGCUCCAGUGAUUCCUCCCGGGAAUCCCGCAGGGGCAAACGUCACCGCGGUGACUCGCUUUCACGGGCCGACUUCAUGGAGGCUUUUCAAGCGUUGACCGCCACCCUGGCGGGCAGAGAAGAAUGUUUGAGGAACAGUACCUCCCCUAAUCAUCUUAUAGUUCAUCCCAGGGGAGCGUCCGCUUUGUUCUUCCGCAAGAACAAUAAUCACGGGGACGUUGGGCGGUCCGUAGAGUGA
Molecule: messenger RNA, 882 nt
Organism: Asterias rubens (European starfish)
Lineage: Eukaryota; Metazoa; Echinodermata; Asteroidea; Forcipulatida; Asteriidae
Exons: 2
Coding region: 1-882 (293 amino acids)
Source: RefSeq, a predicted model, not a curated record